This is a messenger RNA of Tripterygium wilfordii, 560 nucleotides long. Its product is annotated as E3 ubiquitin-protein ligase RZF1-like. Gene Ontology annotation, molecular function: zinc ion binding; ubiquitin protein ligase activity. The record is from RefSeq and is a predicted model, not a curated record. The transcript has a single exon. Gene Ontology annotation, biological process: protein ubiquitination. Gene Ontology annotation, cellular component: cytoplasm. Bases 1 to 552 code for a protein of 183 amino acids. NCBI's taxonomy places the organism in Eukaryota, Viridiplantae, Streptophyta, Magnoliopsida, Celastrales, Celastraceae.
AUGUCAAGUCACGAAGAUGGAACUAGAGGUUUAUGGGAGCCGGUCGUUCUUACACCCACGAACACCGGCAACAACGAAACAAUUCCUGUAUGUAUUCAUGGUUUGAACGCACGGGGACAAGAAGAAGUACUCCCUUCGUGGUAUCGGGUGACUCGCGCUGCCUUACUGUCUUCUCCAUCGGCAGCUCUUGCAUCGCUCGAUCGGUCUAAUCAAGUGGAAGAAGAGGUUUUGCAACGCAACGGGAUUUCGGUGGACGAGUAUAUGGAAGAUGAAGACAUGGAAGAAGAAGACGAGGAAGAUGAGGAGGAGGAGGAGGAAGAUGGUGUUUGCGGUGCUAGUGUCGAAUCGAUUGAAGGGUUGGAGAAGGUGAGGGUGGAAAAAGGAUUAAUGGGUUUGGAGAAUUCUUGUCCAAUAUGUUUGGAUGAGUUCGAGAUUUGGUCGGAAGCAACAAAGAUGCCAUGCAACCAUUUCUUUCAUUCGAAUUGCAUUGAGAUGUGGUUAGAGAAGAGUAAUGUGUGUCCAUUGUGCCGAUACAAGAUGCCCCAAUCAUGAUUUAGGAA